AUGAGGUCGACCACAGAGGGCACACGCACAGGCGCACAGCACACGCCAGCCUGGAAGAGAUUGGGCCUCAAGCUCAAGCAGCCUACUGCAUCCGAGCCCGCAAAUGGCGGCACCCCCGUGGUUGGGCAGCCAGGCGGCGCCCAGCAGUCAAUCAAGCGAAAACUCGACGCCGAGUCCUCCCUCGACAUUAAAAGGAGUCGAAGGGAGGGACUGAACAAAGACAGGAAUGCGCCAUUUACCCAAAAGCCCAAAUCUGUCUCGUUUGGCGACACUCCGACAAAGAACGGGAAAGCGCCCGGCGACAGCAACAAACCUCUUCAGGACAAGCCUGGUCAGCAGCACAAGAAGCCCAAGGGCCCGGAGAAGAAGAAGAAACCCGUGGCCCCCACUGAUCUCAAGCCGGCGCUCGAGUACCUCCGCCUGUGGAAGACAUCCCGCGACAGCUGGAAGUUCAACAAGAACCACCAAUCCGCCCUCAUCAAACACCUCUUUGAUGCCGACGGAAUCCCCACCGCCGACAUCAACACUUUAUAUGACUACAUCCGGGACCUGAAGGGAUUUGUCCGAACGAGGCUGCGAGAGACUGCAAUGGAGAUCCGGACCAAGGACGUGUCGGACCGCUCGUCCGCCUUCCCGGCCGGCACCGUCGACCUCGAUGCUAAGCAGGUCAGCUACGAGAGGCUACUCACCGACUUGCUGCACACACGGUCACCGAGCCGGAAGAGAAAGAGCUUUGACGAGGCCGGCUUUGUCGAAAGCUCUCAAGACGUCGACGUCAUUAUCCGGCGGGUUGUGAAGCGCAUGCGCGCAGAGUUGGUCCUCGACGAGCUGUCAGACGGGGAGCAGACGGACGACAGCCGAACCACGCAAUCGUCGGGGACGGUGGACACGAGCGACACCAACCCAGUGCUAGCCCCCAGCGGCGACAAGAGAGCGAGACUCAACGACGGGACCCCGAAGCGGCGGAGGAAGCUCCGGGUCAACUUGGACGACAGCAGCAGCUCCGAGUCAGGGUCGGAGAGCGAGUCGGAUACGAGCAGCGACAGCUCAUCGGACGAGUCCGACGACGAAGACGAAGCGGAUACGCAAUCUGCCGAAGGCUACGAGUCGUCCAGCAGUUCGUCGUCGUCUUCAUCGUCCUCUGGGGGCGAGCUUGACUCGGACGAUGACGACUCAUCAGACGAAGACGAGGACUGA
Messenger RNA from Hirsutella rhossiliensis, 1197 nucleotides. Its product is annotated as proteasome subunit alpha type 6. The transcript has a single exon. Bases 1 to 1197 code for a protein of 398 amino acids. Lineage: Eukaryota; Fungi; Ascomycota; Sordariomycetes; Hypocreales; Ophiocordycipitaceae. The record is from RefSeq and is a predicted model, not a curated record.